Molecule: messenger RNA, 1110 nt
Organism: Jaminaea rosea
Lineage: Eukaryota; Fungi; Basidiomycota; Exobasidiomycetes; Microstromatales
Exons: 3
Coding region: 1-1110 (369 amino acids)
Source: RefSeq, a predicted model, not a curated record
AUGUUCCAAUUCCCAAACCUCUUCCAACGUGCAGGACGCGAGGGCCCGCGCCAUCCACUACUUCUGUUCAUCGCCGAUGUAGGCUGGUUCCUCGUCAUCCUCACCGCAGUCGUGGGCCUCUAUCGCUCUUUGCAGUCCCAUCCUGACUUAUCCAAGGCAGCAGUCUUCGCGGUCCUCGGCAUCGUCCUAGCCGCGGCGCUGAUUGCGGCAAGCGUGGAAGCAUGGAGACUUCAUUGCAAGCAUGGGCAAGAGAAUGAGGAGCCAUGGCAGAAAAGUCUGGCGCCGAUGCAGAAUUACUUGGCUGUAGUCUUCCUGGCCGCGGUUCUGAUACCCAUGUACGACCGCCGAUGGGCGAGCCAGCUUCGCACGACCAUCCUCAAGACCAGCGUCGAGCGACAAGAAGCCACCUUCAUGCCGUCAGUCGCCAUCAUGUCGCUCAACACUGACCAAUACCAGGCCAACCUCAAUGGCACUGCUGGACCUACCUUCUUCUUGGGAUGGGAGCGCUUUGAUACGCCCUGCCCAGCAGACGCAGCUCGCAACAUGACAUACGGUCUCCACUACGGGUGCCAUGCCGACAACUUUGUGCCGCAAAGCCUGCAACAGUUCAAGGACCCCGAAAACAACCAAUACACCAUGUGGCUCUUCGACAAUAGUCAGAUCAGGACGAAUGUAUCGACGCAGCAAGUGAUCCUCAGAUUUGAUUCGAGCAACAGCAAUACCACGCGAGUCUGCGACGGGGACGCUCGCAUUGAUCACAUGCAGCUGCAUAUUGCCGUCUUUGACGGCAGUACGCCCUCGGAUCUCUAUCGACACCUGUCCACACUUGGAUCUACUACCACCAUAGCAGCCUACAACGAAUACGCCGUUAGCUUGGCCCGUCGUACAUUCAAGGACAGGCGGGGCGCUCGAUCUAGCAAAGUUUCGACUCUCUUUGGUGCACCAAUCGCGAGACUUGGCUGCACCACCACGGUCAAGCUCAACUUCGACGACUUUGUUGAAGUGCACAACACCGAGGAGCCUGCGACCGACAGCUUGGCUAUGCUGACGGAGUCUUCGGCUUUGCUGGUUCGUACCGUCAAUAAUGCUUUGAAGAAGGACCGAAACUGA